Molecule: messenger RNA, 1650 nt
Organism: Lindgomyces ingoldianus
Lineage: Eukaryota; Fungi; Ascomycota; Dothideomycetes; Pleosporales; Lindgomycetaceae
Product: Bromodomain-containing protein
Exons: 4
Coding region: 81-1289 (402 amino acids)
Biological process (GO): positive regulation of transcription by RNA polymerase II; chromatin remodeling
Cellular component (GO): histone acetyltransferase complex
Molecular function (GO): protein binding; histone H3 acetyltransferase activity
Source: RefSeq, a predicted model, not a curated record
CCUCACCUCCUCAAGGGCUCGUGGCGGAAGGCAGAGUGAAAGCGCUCUGCGGGCUCCUGCUCUCCCACCGCUACUAUACUAUGGCCCUCUCCGCAAAGGAAGACGCAAAGCGUAAGGCAACGUACCCGCUCGACACCAGCUCCCCGUCAAAGCGCCCCAAGCAGUCCAGCGAAACACCCUCCGAUGUCGUGCCUCCCCCCCCGAAGCUCGUUCCUUUCCCCGAGAAGCCUGCCGUCAUCGAAGAGAGGCAUGGCGAGAUCGAGUUCCGCGUGGUCAACAACGACGGCCGCCGCGAAAGUUCCAUCAUCCUCACCGGCUUAAAAUGUAUUUUCCAGAAGCAGCUACCCAAGAUGCCCAAGGACUACAUCGCGCGUCUAGUCUAUGACCGCACGCAUCUCAGCAUAGCCAUCGUCAAGAAACCCCUAGAAGUAGUAGGCGGCAUCACCUACCGUCCCUUCCAAGGCCGCCAAUUUGCCGAAAUCGUCUUCUGUGCCAUCUCCUCAGACCAGCAAGUUAAGGGUUACGGCGCCCACCUUAUGUCUCACCUUAAAGACUAUGUCAAGGCCACGUCCGACGUUAUGCAUUUCCUGACCUACGCCGACAACUACGCCAUCGGCUAUUUCAAAAAGCAAGGAUUCACCAAGGAGAUCACGCUCGAGAAGUCGCGGUGGAUGGGCUACAUCAAAGACUACGAAGGCGGUACCAUCAUGCAAUGCUCCAUGGUACCCAAAAUCCGAUACCUCGAAUCCGGCCGCAUGCUCCUCAAGCAGAAGGAAUGUGUAAACGCGAAAAUCCGCUCCGUCAGCAAAUCCUACCACAUCCACCCACCGCCCACCCAAUGGAAAACCGGCCUCUGCAAGAUCGACCCCCUAAGCAUCGCCGCCAUCAAAGAAAGCGGUUGGUCACCAGACAUGGACGAAAUGGCCCGCGCCCCGCGCCACGGACCCAACUACAACCAACUCCUGCAUCUCCUCAAUGACCUCCAGAAUAACUCCGCCGCCUGGCCGUUCCAGCAACCCGUCAACAAAGACGAAGUCCUCGACUACUACGACGUCAUCAAAGAACCAAUGGACCUUGCUACCAUGGAGGAGAAGCACGAGAAGGACUUAUACCCAACCCCCGAAGACUUCAUCCGCGACGCGAAGCUUAUUUUUGAUAAUUGUCGGAAGUAUAACAAUGAGACUACGCCGUAUGCUAAGGCGGCGACUCGCCUCGAAAAGUUUAUGUGGAGUAAAAUUAAGGAGGUUCCGGAGUGGACUCAUCUCGAAUCCGAAUUUACGGGCAAAUAAGAAUAACUCUACCACAGUUCUUUUGGCAUAGAAAUUGUUUGGUCAGUCACGCGGUCUUGGAACUCGUUUGGCUACCCGCGAGCUGCAUUGGGUACAAAGUUUCUGGAAAUACUUUGGAACCCUGGGUGGAAUUCUGUCCAGUCAAAAUAAUUUUUUGGAGAAUAUUGCUGGACAGAUGGCGCUGGUUGUCACCGAGAUACCCGCCGGUAGAGGCACUAAGAAUGCGGCGUUUGGACGGAUUGUAAUGCUCUCUUUGUUUCUGGUAGAUGUAACCUAGGAGGGAGGGUCUUCUUCAAUCCGAUUUGAAGAGCAUUGCUCUAUAUGCAUGAUCCUCGCGAGUAACGAAUAGGCAUUGCUCAAC